Molecule: messenger RNA, 3680 nt
Organism: Hypanus sabinus (Atlantic stingray)
Lineage: Eukaryota; Metazoa; Chordata; Chondrichthyes; Myliobatiformes; Dasyatidae
Gene: faxcb
Product: failed axon connections homolog, metaxin like GST domain containing b
Exons: 6
Coding region: 11-1237 (408 amino acids)
Cellular component (GO): cytoplasm
Source: RefSeq, a predicted model, not a curated record
CCAUCGGAGAAUGUACUGGGGUGUCGGGUUUGCAUCGUCCCGAUCAUGCGUGGUUGACCUGAGCAGGAAUCACAGCUUUUCCCUGGGACUGUGCGGUCCUGCUGACCACUACUCCUUCUAUGGCUACAUAAUCACCUUCCCCCUGCAGGAUUACUCUCACAUCAUGUCAGGGCUGGGCGCCGAGUCGUGGUGGAAGAAGACAUUGUGCCUGACCGGGGGCGCCUUGCUGGCAGCGGCUGCCUAUCUCCUGCACGAAUUACUGGCGAUCAGAAAGGAGCAAAAACUGGAUUCUAAAGAUGCGAUUAUAUUGCAUCAGUUCUCUCGGCCAGAGUCUAGAAUUCCCAGCCUGUCUCCUUUUUGCCUGAAGAUGGAAACGUUUCUCCGAAUGGCUGACUUGCCGUACCAGAAUUAUUUCGACGGCAAACUCUCUCCUCAAGGAAAGAUGCCUUGGAUUGAAUAUAACCAUCAAAAAGUAUCCGGCACAGAAUUCAUUAUUGAUUUUCUUCAAGAUAAACUGGGCGUUAACUUAAAUAAACAUUUGGAUCCCAGCGAAAGAGCGGUUUCAAGGGCCAUCACAAAAAUGGUGGAAGAGCACUUCUACUGGGCCAUUGUGUACUGUCAAUGGAUUGACAAUCUCCACGAGACUGGAAAAAUAUUGUCUGUCUCAGGUCCGUUCAGUGGCUUUCUGAAAUGGAUACUGUGUCACCUAACAAGAGGGAUUGUUAAGCGGGAAAUCUAUGGUCAUGGCAUUGGCCGCUUCUCGAAGGAAGAAAUAUAUACCUUAAUGGAAAAGGAUAUGCGAGCACUUUCAGUCAUCUUGGGUGAUAAGAAGUACUUCAUGGGCCCUAGGCUGUCCACAGUUGAUGCGGCUGUGUUUGGGCAAUUGGCUCAGGCAAUGUGGACUCUGCCUGGAACGAGACCAGAGAGGCUGAUCAGAGAUGAGCUGGUCAAUCUUGCUAUGUACUGUGAGAGAAUUAGGCGCAAGUUUUGGCCUGAAUGGACGGAAGAGAGUGAAGAUGCCUCAUACAAUAACGAAGAUGAAACCAGUGAGGACAGUUUGACUCCCACACCGCUCCAAGACUUCAGUUUGUACUCGCGCACAGAAACGUUUGAUGAAGAAUUAACUGAGAACAGUGUUUCCUGUUCACAAACUCCAGACACCGAUCAGACCGGCCAUUCGCUCUUUGAUUCGGAUGUGGAAAUGGAGGAGUACACAGAUAUCGAGCUGGUCAAAUGAAACAUGCUAAAGGGUCAACACCGUCCCUUCUGCACUCAAACUGAUAUAUUCUGGAGGUGACUAGGAAUCACCCAGUACAAGUAUUGCCAUUCAGACCAAUGUCAAAUCAUCACCACUUACAGUAGCCUAGAACACAAGAGAUUCUGUAGAUGCUGGAAAUCCAGAUUGGCACAUGAAUGCACAGAAUGCUAGAGGAACUCAGCAGGUCAAGCAGCAUCCGUAGAAAGGAAUAUGAAGGAGUGGUACUAAACUUUGACUCUUUAUACUUCUUCAUAAAUGCUACCUGACCUGCUCAGUUCCUCCAGCGUUUUGUGUGUACUAUAUCCGAUAAUCUUGUCUUACAACAGUAAAGUCUACUCUUUUAAAUGAUAGGAUGUACAUGCUCGAUGAGCAGAACCGUCAUAAUUGUCACUGUGUAGUAGCCCCACGUGCCUAAUGCGUCUGGUUUUGAUGCUGCGUCUCCAUACAAAGUGCUCGCCCUUCGUUCCUUUUUGGCAUUUCCGAAGUUCCACGCCUCUGAGCGUACUCAGCGAUCACUUCAUCAGGUGCACCUGUAUGUCCAGUUGUUAACGCAAAGAACUCAUCGGCAGGGGCGUGCAGACCAGAGGCUGGGGCCAGACAUCCGAGCGGGAAAGAAACGUGAGCUGUGUGACUUUGACCGUGGAAUGAUUGUUCGUGUCAGACGGGGUGUUCCGAUCAUCUCCGAAAAUCCUGAUCUCCUGGAGUUUUCACGCACAACAACCUCUAGAGUUUACAGGGAAUGGUACAAAAACAGAGAGAGAAAAAGCAGACGGUGGGUGGCAGUUCUAUUGGUGAUGAUACCUUUUCAAUAAGAGAGGUCAGAGGAGAACGGCCAGACUAGUUCAAGCUGACAGGAAGGUGACAGUAACUCAAAUAACCACAUGUUACCACAGUGGUGUGUAGAAGAGCAUCUCUGAAUGCACGACACGUCGAGCCCUGAAGUGGACGGGCUGCAGCAGCGGAAGACCUUGAACGUACACUCAGUGGCCUCUUUAUUAGGUACAGGAAGUGCUGAAUAAGGUGGUCACUGAGUGCACGAGAGAUUAUUUCAAUGACAAAUCGUGGUUUGCCGCAGUGUGGAUACGGCAUUCACUGGGGAGACCCCUCGCUGGCCAGCCGUCUCCCAGCAGCUUACCUGUGAAAGGCAGACAUCCAGUGACAGACAUACAAAUCUCAAUUCAGAUUUACGGUGUGCAUGGGCAGCAGCAGGUCUACUUAACUGAUAUCUGUACUUAACAACUAUUUAUGAAUCGAUGGAAGAAUAUUACAUGGAGGUUCUUUCUUGGCACUUUAAACUUUGUUGCUUUUACAGUGUGAACUGGUAAACAUCGUGCUCUUGAACUUCCAUUAGUAAUUUGUUUGGACCUCUUUGUUAUAUCUUAGCUCUUACCAAGUCAUGACUCGGAGAGAAUCGUUAUUGAAGAUAUUUCGUUGCACUAUCGGAGAAUUUGUUUGUAUUCGGUUUGUUGCAGUUGCCCUGAUCAAUUUGGGGUGGGACGGUAGCAAAGCACCAGUGACCCAUGUUCAGUUUCUGCCGCUGUCCCUAAGGAAUUUGUACCUUUUCCCAGUCACUGCAGAGGUUUCCUCCAGCUGCUCUGCUUUUCUCCCACAUUCCAAAGGCGGACAGGUCAAUAGGUUAAUUGGUCACAUGGGGGUAAUUGGGCAGCAUGGGCUCGCUGGGCCAAAGGGCCUGUUAUUGUGUUGUAUCACGGAAAUCAGACGCAAUACAAAGUAGUGCUUCCAGAGCAAGAAGUAUACAUUCCUAUUUUGCUCAAAGUGAUGAGGAAUUGUAAACAUUUUUAUUUUCAAUAUCCUACAGUGCAGAGAGUUUUGGAACCUUUUAUUCUGUGGCCACCCUGAGCCACAGAAGUUACAUUCAGUUUGAUAACAAAUUGCACAGAAGCAACAGUAGCAUUAGGACUACAAUGCCACUUUCGUGAAAAACGCUACGUGGUAAGUUGUGGCCAACUUUACUCUAUGUGUUCCAUACACAUACAUCUGCAAUCAGUGCCAGGUAUGUCUGAAAGGUUAUAUGCAGUUGCUUCACAGAGAGUACACACACAACAUAAUGCUUCCAGAGCAAAAAUAAUUCAUUUCUAUUUUUCUCAAAGACACAAAGUGGUAACUUGUUGUAAACAUUUUUAUUUUCAGUAUCCCACAGCAGAGAGUGUUUUAGAACCAGUUAUUUCCAUGUGCAACCUAGGCCAUAGAAGUUACAUUCAGUUUUAUAAGAAAUUGCACAGAAGUUAUUCUACCAAAACAAAAGCAGACAUUGCCACUUUACUGAAAAAUGCUAUGUGGUAAGUUAUUGUACACAACUUUAUUUUACAUGUUCCGUGGUCCUGACUGUACAUGCAUUCACCUGAGAGUACAAGGUAAGCCUGGAGAGUUAUGUGCUAUUGCUUCAUAGAAAUUGCAGACA